Gasterosteus aculeatus aculeatus (three-spined stickleback) is the source of this 2911-nucleotide messenger RNA. The record is from RefSeq and is a predicted model, not a curated record. Lineage: Eukaryota; Metazoa; Chordata; Actinopteri; Perciformes; Gasterosteidae.
GUUGAAUACUGGACUUUUGCUGAUGAGAACUUGAGCAGUUUGAAUCUGUUUUAAGACCCGAAAAUAGUGCAUAAAAUGUGCAUAUCAGGGGAAUGCCGGUGUUACUUCCAUCAGAAAAAAUCUCUGUACUUUAGACCUUUAGGCUGUCGACACACAGACACGACCUCCUGUGACCUCAAUGUGUUUGUUCUCGACGAGUCGAAUCGAUCCGCUUGGCAAAGUGUUCAAACAGUUUUAGGUCAGAAGGCAAAAGUUCAGCUUCCUGAACCUUGUCAAUCAAAUAUCCGAGCUUUGUAAAACAAACAUUUCAUAUCAAGGGGCGUGACGCCGUAACGUGACCCGCGGCGCAUUUAAAGGUGUCGGUUUAGACGUUGCUUAGACUGUUGGCAAGCACGCUCAUCUUUUGGGAUAUAAUUCUAGUAAAUUGCAUAAAACAAGGUGUCCGCUGCAUGAGAACCUGAUUGCAUCUACAGAGGAAUGAACUCAGACAUGAUGGCGAAUCGAUUACUUUGCUGUAGUAGAAAACUAUUGAUUGUACAAGCCUCGUUAGAUCACUGACUGGCAUCGAUGAUGCGGUGGUCCAAACCACAGUGUUUGCACAUGGAGCAAUUAGGCUUCCAACAAUUGAGUGUUAACAAAUCCUGAAUUUGCGAAAAAACACCUAUUAGGAAGCAGCUGGGUUGUUUAACUCCGUGGAGUUGAGUGUAUGCAGCAUUUCUGUAGGAUAUAAGGAAAUAAAAGGGACAAACAACACGCCCGAGCUGCAGAUAUUGAGGUCAUUAUCAGGGCAACAGCCGGUUGCCGCCCACCGUUGUGAGGCCAUAAUCUAAAUGCAUCCGGGAAGCUGUUGCUAUCGACUUCUCUCUGUUUCGCAGUUGGUGUUUUUUUUUUUGGAACACUGUGGGGAAAGGCGGGUCACCGAUGUUCGGGUGAUGCAGAUGGACUCGUGUGGAGGGCGGGCGUGACCCGAGGAGACCCGGGUCACCACCGGCUGUCCGUCCACGCCGCUGCGAGCUAAAUGGAACAGAGCGGCGCCCCGGUUCACAUGCGUCCUGACUGAGGCACAACCGGAUGGCCGAGCAGGACAGGGAACACAUCCCCGGAUAAACCACUCGGCUUCAAAUAGAUCUUUCCCAAUAUUUUACAAAUGUGUGACAUUUUUGCAAUUUUUCCUCAUCAGGCUUUAUUUAGCUAAUGUUUUGUUUCACUAUUUAAGAAGUACUUUAAUUUAUUUUGUUACUGGGGGAUCUUCUUUGUUUAGAUUGUCUUAAUCUGAAAAGCUACCAAAUAUUGUCAGAAAACUUUCUUUCUUUCUUAAAAUCCAAUUUGUUUCCUCAAAGGUGCACUUCUGGUCCCUUUCGUUGUUCCCUCACCUUCACCUCUUUCACUCACUACCUUCCAGUCACGAUGGCGUAGUGAAGAUGGGCGACUGGAACUUCCUCGGCGGGGUUUUGGAGGAGGUGCACAUCCAUUCCACCAUGGUGGGCAAGAUCUGGCUCACCAUCCUCUUCAUCUUCCGCAUGCUGGUCCUCGGCGUGGCGGCGGAGGACGUGUGGAACGACGAGCAGGCGGACUUCGUGUGCAACACCGAGCAGCCCGGCUGCAGGAACGUGUGCUACGACCACGCGUUCCCCAUCUCCCUCAUCCGCUUCUGGGUGCUGCAGGUCAUCUUUGUGUCCUCUCCCUCGCUGGUGUACAUGGGCCACGCGCUCUACAGGCUGCGGGCGCUGGAGAAGGCCCGGCAGAAGAAGAAGGCGCUGCUGCGGAAGGAGCUGGAGCUGGUCGACGCGGAGUCGGCGGAGGCCAGGAAGAGGAUCGAGCGGGAAGUGAAGCAGCUCGACCAGGGCAAGCUGAACAAAGCCCCCCUGAGGGGCUCGCUGCUGCGAACCUACGUGGCGCACGUCUUCACCCGCUCGGUUGUGGAAGUGGCCUUCAUGACAGGCCAGUACGUCCUUUACGGCUUUCACCUCCACCCGCUCUUCAAGUGCGAGCGGGACCCUUGUCCCAAUGCCGUGGACUGUUAUGUGUCCAGACCGUCAGAGAAAAGUGUCUUCAUGGUGUUCAUGCAAUGCAUCGCGGCCAUAUCCCUCUUCCUGAACCUCUUGGAGCUCACGUACCUGGGCUACAAGAAGGUCAUGCAGGGCAUCUUGGACCUUUACCCUCACUUGCAGGACGAACCCGAUGACUACUGCGCCAACAAGUGCAAAAAAGAAUCUGUUGUGCAAAUAUGCACCAGCGUACCCCGAAGGGUGACGGUUGCCUCCGCACCCUGUGACUACAACCUCUUGUUGGAGAGGUACCCGAACCUCCUCAGACCUCCAUCUUUUCUCCCUCAUCGGAGCGAGCAGACCCACCAGCAGUAUUUGGAGGAUCCCCCGCACGGCAAAGAGGACGGAGGGAAUCCAGACUCUCCAAAGAAGGCCGACUCAAACUCCAGCCCGGAGACACCGGAAGAGUCCAGCUCAGGAUCCAGGGACAACCCCAGGCCGCCUUCUUCCAACGGCAAGACGCCAGUGGACAGACGGCCGGCAGACCUGCAGAUCUGAACUUUUACACCGCGUUCUUGCGGCAAUACACGUGACCGCUGGACGUCAUUUCAACAUUAAGGAUUUUACACUGACUGAAAACUUUGUUUUCCAUUCAGAUAAUGUAGCAUGCUUAAGAAAAAAAAAAACCUGUAGAUGAAAUAAUGGUACGAUAUCAAAGAGGUUUUGGAAUAAGCCUGUACCCUAUUGUGACUGACUGCACUGCUACACAUUUAGAAAACCAGGUCAGCCUGAACCGGGUCAAAUAGAAGUGGAUGUUUUCAUCGUUGUGUGACCUAUAAACAUUGCAAGGCUUUCAAUAAUAAUGUCACCGCAAAUGAUGAGUGCAUGUUGGCUAAAUAAAGUUGUUCAGGCGGGCCACUGUU